AUGUUCUUACUGACCAAGAGGAGUUCGGUGUGUAGGAGUCUUCUCCCCAAAGAGGUGACGUGGUAUUCAUUGAGGAGUAUUUCAUCAGGCUCAAAGGACGAUGAGAAAGGCCACCAUGACAAGAAUGUAGAUGCAGAGAAAGAGAUCACAGAUAAGGAAACCCCGGGAAAAUUGGAACUUCCAAACUAUGAGCAGCUGGCCUCGAGAGUUCUUAAUUCCAAACAGAAAAAGAUCCAUCGAAAGAGUAAUAGAACCCUCUUGCUCCCGCGAGUGAAUUCGACGGAUCAUCUUGGGCAGGAUGAGGUCCAAACAGAAGGUCUUUUCGCAGGAUACAAGCCCUUGUUUUUGGGCAACUCCUCUAUUGACAUGAAAACUCCAGAGCUUUUGGAUGGGCUUUUCAGUUCUCUGACAAAGAUAAAGAAGGCGACAGACGAUUCAAAGAAUGGAGAGAUAGAUGUUCAAGAUAUACUGGAGGACAUGCAGAAAAGCGAACCACUAAAUGCUUCAAUGAGAUAUGAAAGUGGAAAGAAACCUAUAAUACCUUGGGAUGCCUCCAUAAGUGGAAUGAUGUAUAAUGAUCAACCUUUCAAAGGUGUUCCCCGAACAAUAGUAGGAAAGCUGAAGCCAUUCAAGUUAAUGAGGAUCGAAAAGAAAAGCAAACCUAAAAUAAAGGCCCACGAAAUGAUUAAAAUGCAAGUGUACAAUUCAAAAAUCAAUGAUGAACCCGAAAUGGUUGAUAUGUUUCAAAAAAGCUCUUGUAAAUCAUAUCACCCAAAUAAAACCACUGUGGCUGCAAGCGCGCAGAGAAAACAUUACAUGGAGAUGACCAAUUAUGCACUCAAGUUCAAAUUUGUCAAGAGUGACCGUCAUGUUUUCAAGACAGAUGUCGAUAAACUGAAUAGGUUUCUUGCCAAGGAAUUCCAUAAACUGACGAAACUCACGAUUCACUCACAGUUUACCGAAUGUCAACUUCCAUUGUAUAUCUAUGUUGACAAGUCGAUUUCAUCGAAAAAUGUUUUUCAGAACUUUUUAAGGAAGCGAAUUAUGAAUCACAUUGAGCCACUUCUCACAACUAUAUUGUCCAGCUAUGAUACCGAAGAGCAGGCUCGAAAAUUCAAGUUUAGAGUCAUGAUCAAAGUAAACACGAUAGUUAAGGAUCUGUCUGAAUAUCUACCAUCUGUUUAUUUUACAGGGGACGUAAUUGACUGUAUUUUGCAUCCAAGUCCCAUUUUAGGAUUCGGCAGAAUACAUUGGCUGAAGCCGACAAAACGGCACAACGUAUUUUGGGGUAGAAAUGCAGAUAAUGACUUCGUUUUUAAUUUGAAAAAGGACUACAGAAUCACAAGAAGCGGCGUGAGGUAUAUGAAAUACCCCAUAAAUUUGCACUGGAAGACCUUUGGUGAUGCCUUCACUGAAUGGGAUUAUUUCACAUAA
Messenger RNA from Lachancea fermentati, 1434 nucleotides. Lineage: Eukaryota; Fungi; Ascomycota; Saccharomycetes; Saccharomycetales; Saccharomycetaceae. The record is from the annotation of a GenBank genome assembly.